AGGAAAUGUAUAGUCUGGAAGCUGAAGACCAUGCGGCACAUGGGGAAGAGGGCCCUAAACAGAGUCGUGAGAUGCAACUGCUUUCUUGUGUAGGAAAAUAGCAGAGGCCAGACUGAAUUAUGACCCUUGCAAAAUUAACAAGUGUCAGAUGAUAAUUGUGUUUACAGCAGCCACAUUCUGCUUCAUUGACCAAGCCAAUAACUACCAGCUGUCCACACUCAGUCUGGACUGUGACCAGCAGUAGAAUAAAGAUUGGGUUGUUACAUUAAAGAGAUGGAAACUGCCAUCUUACAAUUUUAUGGAGCUUUCCAAAAAUCAAUUGGAUCUCUUAUCUAAUGAACUGGAUAUAAAAAUUUGCCUUGUCAUGUAAGUUCUACAACAACUAGUGUUGUGAGAACUAUAAUUUUCUGAUCACUCUUAGACUUCCUCUGCCUGGGAAAAGGGUGGGAAAGUGGGGUCUAGGCCUAUUUCUACAGAACAAGGUGUCAGCCCCGAUGCGAUGCUGCUGGGGGCUGUCAUUUAGGCGGGGCCAGGAGACUCACAUACAGGUCCAAUGCCGAUUGUGGAUUGGUCCAGGCCACAGAGCAAUUGAUGUUGGAGAUAGGCCCCCACAAGGGGUCUAUCUACCCAUUUUGUGGUAGUCCCCAGAAUAAUGGAAGAGAUAGUGUUGGGCCUGGCCUGGCUUGAUAAGUGCGGUCCGACAAUCUGGUGGGGGCGUUGUUGACAUCUUCGGAUUGGGAUAGGCCCUGAUCCGCCCCCACAUGAGCGGAUGAAAUCCCCCCAAGUGAUUGGAAAUGCCCACACACAGUGUUGUGGUCUGCCAGCAGCCUGUGGAGCUGGCAACGGAGUCGGACAAUGAUGAGGCUGAGAAGAGUGUGGGCCAGUCCUGGAGAGUGGGGAAGGCCUGGAUGAGGGCUCUGCGUCGGAGGCUGAGGUGGGAUCAAGGCCAUUGGGGAGUGAGGUGUGGACUCCAGAGCCUCCAGAAACUGACAGUGGUGAGGCAGAGGAACAGGAGGAGCCUGUUCCUAAUGCAUGCAUGAGAAGAACUGCCAGAAGGCAAGAGCAGCUCAAGCAAAGAGGACGACUUGGGAGUAGGGGCAAGAGAUGAUCGUCCCCUCCCAUAAGGUUUAAAAGACCAGGAACGGCGUUUGGGCUCUUUGCCUGAAAACGUUGAUAGCUUUGUCUUGUUGCAUUUAUUUUGUAUCGAUGUCUUCUGAACUUUUGCCAAGAAAGGCCUUUGGCAGUUUGCCUAAUUGGACCAAGGUUGGUGAUAGGACUGAGGAAUUGUGUUGGGAGGAAAUUGCUUUAAUUUAGUUGAACUACGCUGAGAAUGAAGUAAUUCUCAACUGUUCAAAUAAAGUUUGUUUGUUUUUAUACUGACUGAGUUUCCUACUACCUACUUGAGCCUGGGUCACAACACACAGAACAGUCCCUCCGGGAAGCAUAUUGGACUCCCUAAAAAAUAUAGUGAUCUGAACGAAGUUUAUAGUGAACAGAAGUCUGAUCACUUACCUCCACACCGUGCUACGGAUUGCACUAUCGAAAUUCUGCCAGGGGACCCUACCAAAGCCUAAGAUGUAUUUGAUGACUCCCCAGGAGCUAACAGAAAUGAGGGCUUAUAUAGAAAAGAAUUUGAAAAGGGGGCUUAUACAGCCGGCUAGGUCCAGGGUAGCCGCUCCUGUUCUUUUCUGAGAAAAGAAGGAUGGAGGAUUACGACUAUGUGGUUUUUUUUUAAUUUGAAUUGAUAUCCCGCCCUUCUCUGAAGACUCAGGGCGGCUUACAAUGUGUUAAGCAAUAGUCUUCAUCCAUUUGUAUAUUAUAUACAAAGUCAACUUAAUUGCCCCCAACAAUCUGGGUCCUCAUUUUACCUACCUUAUAAAGGAUGGAAGACUGAGUCAACCUUCGUUGACUUUAGGGGGAUCAACACUGUUUGUGCAGAGCAUAUGUACCCCCUACUGUUAAUGAAAGACAUGCUGGCUCGCUUGGCAGAGGGUAUGGUCUUUACUAAGUUAGGUCUCCAUGAGACGUUUUACAGGGUUCGCAUAAAACCUGACGAUGAAUGGAAGACAGCGUUCAACUGCCUGCUGGGAAGUUAUCAGUUCCAAGUGAUGCCAUUCGGCUUACAGGGAGCACUCACUGUAUUUAUGCAAUUGAUCAAUGAGGUUUUGCAGGAACAUCUAUACAACGGGGUGCUUGUGUAUCUGAUUGACAUAUUAAUAUAUAAAAAAACCUUGGAAGAACACAUCACCCUUGUAAGCCAGGUCUUAAGCAAGUUGUUCGCCAUCAAGCUAUACAUCAAACUGUUGAAAUGCAAGUUCCACAAGUCGCAAUUAGACUAUUUGGGAUUCUGCAUUUUUCCAAAGGGUGUGGAGGUGGACCCUGCAAAAAUAAAGGCCAUGUUAGACUGGCAAGACCCAAGAACGCGAAAACAGUUACAGAGCUUCUUGGGGUUUGCGAAUUUUUACAGACAGUUCAUCCCAUCCUUUGCUCAAGUGGCUCUUCCAUUAAUGGAUCUCUUGAAAUAGAAUAGAAUAGAAUAGAAUAGAAUUUUAUUGGCCAAGUGUGAUUGAACACACAAGGAAUUUGUCUUGGUGCAUAUGCUCUCAGUGUACAUAAAAGAAAAGAUACGUUCAAGGUACAACAUUUACAACACAAACAUUCAGUCCAAAAGCCACAUCCAGAACAAUUGGUGCAAUGGUCAUUGGUGUGUCAGCAAGCCUUCGAACAUCUAAAGACGUUGUUUGCCAAAGAACCGGCCUUAAAAUAUCCAUACUCCGCUGAGCCGUCAUUAUGUGGUAGAGGAAAUCCUGGAUGCACACUGGCACCGAGGUUGCUUGCAGUACCUUGUUUAUGGAAGGGAUACCCUUUAGUGGAGAUGUCCUGGGUACCUUUGCAGGACGUUAACACGGCAAAAUUGCUUACCAGAUUCCAUCACAAGCAUCUUGAUAAACCAGGAGGUACAUGAGUGCCAGGUACAUGAGUGCCAAAACCUUUCUAACUUUGAGUUUUAUUUUCCAGAUGCUCUCCUUGUGGUAGGGGGGCCCGCAUGUCAGCCCUGACGCGAUGAUGCUUGGAGCUGUCAUUCAGGCGGGGCCAGGAAACUCACAUAUGGUCCAACACCAAUUGUGGAUUCAUCCAGGCCACACCAGCACUGGUGCUUCUGUCACCAUACCAGACACAGCAUGAAACUCUCACCACUGCUGUGGCCACAGCCAUGUUCCCGGAAGCCGAUGCUGGCAUCCCUGCAGCACAACUGGGAGGCGGGGCCACUAAACAGCUGACAGAAACAAGCCGUGGAAACUUUGCUGAGUCUCGGCUUGUCUAAGGAACUAGCUGGCCAGCCAGGAUUAAGGGGCGGGGUGUUGGCUGAGUUACAGGCUGAAAGCAUGUUGGGGGCGUGGCUGGAGGGUGGAGUCAUGGGUGGAAUGUGGAAGACAUUAAAAAGGUGGUGGACAGCACUGCGUGAUAGCGCUGACUAUUUUCUUCACUGUGAUUGUUGGAAUGUGCCGGAGCGCCGGAUAAAGAUUGCUACACCCAGGAACCUGGCAGCCAUGUUGAAGCUGAACAAGACUGACAUCCUGGUGAUCUUAGCAAUCCAGCUAGCAGUUCUCCUGUGUCUCAUUUUUCAGCUUCAGUACACUCCCCAGGAAAAGGUGAUUCAGAAGCAUAUCCUCAUCCUUUCCUCUUGGAGGUCUGGCUCAUCCUUUGUAGGGCAGCUCUUCAGUCAGCACCCCAGUGUUUUCUACCUGAUGGAGCCAGCCUGGCACGUGUGGGCAACUAUGUACCAAAACAGCGCCAAGGUCUUGCACAUGGCAGUGCGGGACCUUAUUCGCUCAGUCUUCAAGUGUGACAUGUCCGUCUUUGAUGCCUAUAUGAAUGAGCACAGGAAUAAGUCUGCGCUCUUUCAGUGGGAGACCAGCCGGGCUUUGUGUUCCCCCCCUGCAUGUGACCUUUUCCAGCGCAGUGACAUCAUCUCCAAACACUCCUGCAAGACACUCUGUGGAAAUUAUCCAUUCAGCAAAGUGGAAGAGGCUUGUAAGACAUACAGCCAUGUUGUCUUAAAGGAAGUCCGUUUCUUCAACAUCAAGGUGCUUUAUCCUCUCCUCACUGACCCCUCCCUGGACCUCAGAAUCAUCCACCUGGUCCGUGAUCCCAGGGCUGUUUUCCAUUCCCGUGAGAACGUGGCAAAUGAACUUGCCCAUGACACAAAGAUUGUGGUGGGGCAUAAUAAUAUGAAUGACAUGAAGCCCUAUGCUGCCAUGAAGGCAAUUUGCAAAAGUCACAUUGACAUAUACACUGAAGUCAAGCAGCCCCUGAAAGAUCGCUACAUCUUGGUGCGCUAUGAGGAUAUCGUUAAGGCUCCCUUGGCAAGAGCUGCUCAGCUUUAUCAGUUUGCAGGGCUUCCCUUCCUUCCCAGUCUUCAGUCCUGGGUGCAGCACAUCACACAUGGCCAAGGCUUUGGUACCAAGGUCUUUGAUACUGAUGCCAGAGAUGCAAUGAAUGUGUCACAGGCUUGGAGAAAGACUCUUUCUUAUCUCCAAACAACAGUAUUACAAAAUAUCUGCAAGGAAGCUAUGAAACAUUUGGGUUACCGGCCUGCUAGAUCUGAGGAUGAACAAAAGAACAUGGCAUUUGACCUCUUGGCCAAGUUGAAUAUAAAAACUGCCUGUCCAGCUUCCAGCAGUUCAAAGCAUCACAACUAGACUGCUUCAGGAAGCUGCAGCCUGUGUAGAUGGAUCCCAACAUGAAUAGAAUAGAAUAGAAUAGAAUAGAAUAGAAUAGAAUAGAAUAGAAUAGAAUAGAAUAGAAUAGAAUAGAAUAGAAUAGAAUAGAAUAGAAUAGAAUUCUUUAUUAGCUAAGUGUGAUUGGACACACAAGGAAUUUGUCUUUGGUGCAUAUGUUCUCAGUGUACAUAAAAGGACAGGAAACAUUCAUCAAGAAUCAUAAGGUACAAACUUUAAUGAUAGUCAUAGGGUACAAAUAAGCAAUCUGGAAACAAUAUCAUAAGGAUACAAGCAACAAAGUUACAGUCAUGCAAUCAUAGUGGGAGGAUAUGGGUGAUGGGAAAGGUGAGAAGAUUAAUAGUAAUAGUAAUGCAGCCUUAGUGAAUAGUUUGACAGUGUUGAGGGAAUUAUUUGUUUAGCAGAGUGACAGCAUUCUGAAAAAACUGUUCUUGUGUCUAGUUGUCCUGGGGUGCAGUGCUCUAUAGCUUCAUUUUGAGGAUAGGAAUUGAAACAAUUUAUGUCCAGGAUAUAAGGGGUCAGUAAAUAUUUUCACAGCCCUCUUUUUGACUCGUGCAGUAUACAGGUCCUCAAUGGAAGGCAGGUUGGUAGCCAUUGUUUUUUCUGCAGUUUUAAUUAUCCUCUGAAGUUUGUGCCUGUCUUGUUGGGUUGGAGAACCAAACCAGUUAUAGAGGUGCAGGUGACAGACUCAAAAAUUCCUCUGUAGAACUGUAUCAGCAGCUCCUUAGGGAGUUUGAGCUUCCUGAGUUGGUGCAGAAAGAACAUUUUUGCUGUGCUUUUUUGAUGACAUUUUUGAUGUUAGGUGUCCAUUUUAGGUCUUGAGAUAUGAUGGAACCUAGAAAUUUCAAGAUCUCUACUGUUGAUACUUCUGCCAACCUAGCAGUUUGAAAGCAUGUAAAAAUGCAAGUAGAAAACUAGGGACCACUUUUGGUGGGAAGGUAACAGCUUUCUGUGCACCUUUGCAUUUAGUCAUGCUGGCCACAUGACCACAGAGCUGUCUUGGGACACCACUGGCUCUUUGGCUUUGAAACGGAGAUGAGCACUGCCCCCUAGAGUCAGGAAUGACUAGCAUAUAUGUGGGAGGUGGAAGUAUGGGAGGGUGUCUCCUAAAGUCUAUCACCAUUUCUACGGUUUUGAGUGUGUUCAGUUUCAGAUUGUUCUGGUCACACCAUGAGGCUAGUUGUUCAACCUCCCAUCUGUAUGCAGAUUCAUCAUUGUCUUGAAUGAGACUGAUCACUGUUGUAUCAUCUGCGAACUUCAGAAGUUUAACAGAUGGAUCUUUUGAGAUGCAGUCAUUGGUAUAUAGAGACAAGUGGGGAGAGCACACAGCCCUGGGGGGCUCCUGUGCUAAUUGUACAGGUAUCUGAUGCGAUUUUUGCCUAUCUUCACCUGCUGCUUCCUGUCUGUUAGGAAGCUUGUGAUCCACUUACAAGUGUGUUCAGGUACUGCUAGCUGAUUCAGUUUAGUUAGAAGAAUGUCCGGUAUGAUGGUAUUGAAUGCUGAACUAAAGUCUACAAAGAGGACCCUUACAUAAGUCUUUGGAGAUUCAAGAUGUUGUAGGAUGUAGUGCAGAGCCAUUUUAACAGCAUCAUCUGUUAUUCUAUUUGCUCGGUAUGCAAAUUGCAAGGGGUCUAACAGUGGAUCCAUGAUGGUUUUCAGAUGGGACAGCACUAGCCUUUCAAAGGUUUUCAUGACUACAGUUGUUAGAGCAACUGAUCUGUAGUUAUUCAUUUCCUUGGUGGAGGGCUUCUUCAGCACUGGGAUAGUGGAGCGUUUGAAACAAGGAGGAACAUAGCACAUCUCUAAUGAUUUAUUGAAGAUUUGGGUGAAGAUGGGGGCCAAUUGGUCAACAAAGAGUUUUAGGCAAGAAGGGGUUAUCUUUUUCUGGGCCUGGUGCUUUUCCUGGCUUCUGUCUGUGAAAUAGAUCUUGCACUUCCUUUUCUGUGAUCACCAAGGGUUGUGAACCCAAUGGGAUGGGGCCAGUUGUAGGGGGUUUGGCUGUUGUUGGUGUAUCUGGAAUGGGGUUUUUGGAGAAAGGUGGCUGUACUUUCCUUCAAACCUGCAAUAAAACACGUUUAUGUCAUCUGCCAGUUGUUGAUUUCUUUUGGCCUGGGAAGGCUGUAGCUGGUGAUAUUUUUAAGAGUUUUUCACGUUUGCUGGUUUGUUGAGAACUGAUUUCUUAGCAUUUCAGAGUAGUUUAUUUUUGCUGCGCUGAUCUCCCUUGUUAAUAUGUUUCUGGCCUGAUUGCACAGCAUUCUAUCACCUUUUCUGUAGGCUUCCUCUUUGGUACGACGUAGCUGUCUGAGUUUAGCUGUGAGCCAAGGUUUAUUGUUACUGUGUAUUCACAAGUUCCUGAUCGAUACACAUAGGUCUUCACAGAAGCUGACAAAUGAUGUUACAGUAUCUGUGAGUUCAUCUAAGUCUGCAAAGGUAUUUUUGAAAACAUUCCAAUCAGAGCAGUCAAGGCAGAUUUAUAGCCUCCUUAGUCCACGUCCUCACUAAUUUAAUUGUUGGUUUCGUGGUUUUAAGUCUUUGUCUCAAAAGGCUCAGCUGAAGAGGUUGUAGAAAAAAUGCUUUUAAAGGGUUCUGACGAUCCCAGCUGAGCUGUGCGAUCAUCAGAGGCUUUGUUGUGUCUGCGCCCCCCGAGCCGGGCCUGCUGCCAGAAAGUAACUUGGAGCCAGGCCUGCUGCCAGAAAGUGACGGACAGUGAGGGGGAAGGGCCGUCAGUACUUACCUCGGGAGCACCGGCUUCCCUGGCUCAGCUCCAGGAGCCAGAAGCAGGCCAGGUAGAGAUAAUGAGGCCUCCAUCCCCUGAUUCUUUCCUCCCCCAGGCCACGCCUGCAGACCCAGCUGACAGCAAUCAGGCUUGGUUGAACCCCAGGUUUCGUAGGCAGGAGAGGAGGGAACAACAGAAGCAAGGGUGGGGCAGGCCCAGGAAGUGCUGAGUCAUGGAGCCACACCCGACAGGAUAUAAAAGGCAGCGAGAGCUGCUGUGUCUCUUUGUAACAGGCAAAUCCACUAAGAGCUGGUUUGUUUCUGGGUGACUCACCAGCGUUGUGGAAGAUAACAGAGGCUCUUCGCAGACGCUGGCUAUUCUGCUCCCAGAGCUGAUAGUGCCGGCUAAUUAAGCCAUCACGCAGACGGAGGCGAGGGAGGACAGAACAGGCUUUUUUUUUAACCUUUAAAAGCAUUUUUUUGGGGGGGGGGCUUCCGGGUGGCUUCGCUGCGCUAAAUGGCGGGCAAUCUCAGUCCGCCUGUUCUUUGUGAUUCUGUGAGAGCUGUUUAGACAGCGUUAAUCUGCUGUCAACAGCUCGUAAAUCUCUACCCUCGGGCAAGGAGGGAGAUGAUGAGCAUUUGAGCUGAAGUUGAGCCCCCAAGAAAAGCCCCAGAAUGAUUUCUGGUGGUUUGAUGGGAACGCUCCUUCUAUAGCUCAAAAAAAGCUCCAGAAUCCAGAUCGCCUCUGCAAAAGCAGAGCAAAACGCAGCAUCCAUCUCCGUGACUGAAGAGGAUUAUUGAUAAAUUGUCAACACGGAAAGAGCCGAAAGCAGGAGGGCUGGCAUUUGUUUGUAAGAUGAUUUUAACUCCCUGACAGAGAAGUUAUUUGUACUUAAGAGUGGAGAUGAAAGAUGGCGUUUUGUGUUUUGAAAGUGAAAGCUAAGGAAAUGCUGAUUACAAUUGCUGGCGUGGAACCUUUAAGAAGAAAAUAACAAGAUUUUUUUUAAAAAUGGAAUUCUUUUUUUAAAAAAAUCUAUUUUUUUUUUAUUAUCUUUUUCUUACAGUGUUUAAGAAGAAAAAUUUAUUGGGUUUUUUUUUCUUUUUAUUCCCCUCCUUUCUUUUUUCUUCUUUUUGAUAUUACUUAGUUUAAAAAUGGCUUUUAAGCAAAGAGAUUUAACCACUUCUAAAAUAUUGGAAAUUUCUUCACUUCAGGUACGGAAAUUGAGAGAGGAUAUUAAAGAAAGUCUAAGGAACUUUUUACAGGAGCUUAUGGAGGCUCAUCUUUCAGAAAUAGAUCAAAAAUUUAAUGAAAUGGAGAAAGAAAUACUGGAUUUUAAGGAUUUGGUGGAAGAGCAGAGUAGGGAGAUGAAAAAAUUAAAGGAAUCAAUUACCCCAUUAUUGUUAUCUAGUACACAGACAGAAGAAAGACUGAAUGAAUUUAACCAAAUUAAUUCAGAUUUGCAAAGGAAAAUAGAUGAAGUUCAAAUUAAUUUGAAUUUAGAAAAUAAAAUAGAUGAUAUUCAGGUUAAGGCUGAUAAGGCAGAGGAAGAAAGGGUUAUAUUACAAUAUAAAUUAAUGGAAUAUGCUAUAAGGGUGAGAGGAAUAAGAGAGUGUAAGGAAGAAAAUUUGAAAGAGAUUUUUAUUCAGGCCUUUGCUCAGA
Messenger RNA from Ahaetulla prasina, 9117 nucleotides. RefSeq names its product carbohydrate sulfotransferase 4-like. Gene Ontology annotation, biological process: sulfur compound metabolic process; N-acetylglucosamine metabolic process; carbohydrate metabolic process. NCBI's taxonomy places the organism in Eukaryota, Metazoa, Chordata, Lepidosauria, Squamata, Colubridae. The record is from RefSeq and is a predicted model, not a curated record. Gene Ontology annotation, molecular function: N-acetylglucosamine 6-O-sulfotransferase activity. Bases 3387 to 4703 code for a protein of 438 amino acids. The transcript is spliced from 2 exons. Gene Ontology annotation, cellular component: Golgi membrane.